Messenger RNA from Aspergillus nomiae NRRL 13137, 1608 nucleotides. RefSeq names its product putative MFS transporter. Lineage: Eukaryota; Fungi; Ascomycota; Eurotiomycetes; Eurotiales; Aspergillaceae. The transcript has 3 exons. Gene Ontology annotation, molecular function: transmembrane transporter activity. Bases 1 to 1608 code for a protein of 535 amino acids. The record is from RefSeq and is a predicted model, not a curated record. Gene Ontology annotation, biological process: transmembrane transport.
AUGUUCAAGUCUGUUUCUGUCCAUGAGCGAGAGGUCCCGACAAUGUCGGACAGAUCUUCUCUCAAUUCGGCUACCACUCAAGUUGCCACCACAGAGGAGCAUCUAAAUCCUCGGGAAGACUGCGCACAACCCCCUGGCACCCCCAAUACGCUUGUUCCGGUGCAAUCUGAACAAAGUCAUGAUUUGCAGAAAGAGCCUGUUGCAGACGAUGAUGACUUUGAAGAAGCUGAUGCAGAACAAUAUAAGCGCUUUUCACCCGCACGGAAAAUCAUCAUUGUUUUUAUCCUGUCGUAUUGUGCCUUUCUUGCCCCUAUCUCCUCAACAGCCAUCCUAGCCGCAGUUCCAGAGAUAUCCAAGACCUUUGAAACCACGGGGGAUAUAAUCAAUGCUAGCAAUGCACUUUAUUUGACGUCCAUGGGGGUCGCCUCUCUUGUCUGGGGUCCUCUUAGCCAGGUUUGGGGCCGUCGCCCGAUUUUUGUUGCGAGCGGCAUUCUCUUUUUCAUUUUUACGAUUGCCACUGCCCUGUCUCCUAAUCUCCCUGCCUAUUUCGUCUUUCGUAUCCUCACUGCCUUCCAAGGGACAUCCUUCCUUGUUGUCGGUAGCUCCGCCAUUGGAGAUGUGUAUGAGCCUCGCAGCCGAGCAUCAGCAAUGGUGUGGCUUCUGUCAGGAAGUAUGACCGGACCUGCGGCUGGCCCUUUCCUCGGAGGUGUCAUCGUGACCUUCCGAUCAUGGAGGGUAAUAUUCUGGCUUCUGUCUGCGAUGAGCGGGUUUUCCGCCUUGAUGCUCAUUUUUGUCUUCCCUGAGACGAUACAUUCUAAAACCGAUGGUGAUCUGGCCGGGAAGAGUCUUCCCGAGAAGAGCAAGCUACUUUGGCAGCGUGUGUCGCCUGUUCGCGUGAUAAUUCUGACCUUCUCAUACCCAAACAUCCUCAUUACCGGCCUAGCCGCCGGUGCCUUGGUCUGGAACCAAUACGCUCUUUUAACUCCUAUUCGUUACAUCCUCAACCCUCGUUUCCACCUAAACAGCCCUAUUGAAUGCGGUCUCUUUUACCUUGCUCCAGGAGCCGGCUACUUGGCUGGCACCUUUGUCGGCGGUCGUUGGGCCGAUUAUUUUGUUCGAAAGUACAUCAAACGUCGCAACGGCCUCCGAAUCCCAGAGGACCGGCUGCGCUCUUGCCUAGCAUUCGUGUGCGUGGUCGCCCCGGGUUGCAUCCUCGUCUAUGGCUGGACACUCGACCAGGAAGUUGGUGGCAUCCCCGUCCCUGUCAUCGCCAUGUUCCUGCAGGGCGUCGCACAAUUAUUCUGCUUCCCAAGUAUCAACACCUACUGCCUUGAUGUGAUGCACGAUAAGGGCCGUAGUGCCGAGGUCAUCGCAGGCAACUACCUUUUCCGGUAUGUUUUUGCCGCAUUGGGCACCGGUGUCGUCUUACCAGCCACCAAGGCAAUGGGUGUGGGCUGGUUCAAUACAGUCUCGGCUUUGUUUCUAAUCCUUUCUGGGGUAUUAGUAUGGCUAACAGCUGAAUACGGCCCUAAAUGGCGCGAGGCCAUCGAUUCCAAGUAUGAGCAGAAAGAAGCCCAAGGAAAAGAAGCACCUUGUGAGAGUGUCUAA